AUGUGUGAAAAUUAUUGUAGAAUGCAAUUAUUAUAUCAGCUUCGAUAAAGAAAGUUGAUGGAAAAUAACCAAUAAAUUAAUAUUUAUUAUAGAAUAAAGAAAAGAGUUUAGAAUUCAAAAAUUUAGGAAUAAGAAUUGUCCUAUAGUGAAUCAAUUGAAAAGGAAUCCAUUUUUCCUUUUAUUAUUCGUAAAUCACCUUAAGAGCAUAAAGAUUAAAUUUAAAGCAUAAAUACUGGCAACAAUAGGAGUGUACCUUAAAACAAAGUCAAAUUAAAUGCUAAACCCAUUAACAAUAACCGAUCUAUAUCAGUAAGUAGAAGAAUUUCACCUUUUUAUGACAAAAACCUCAUUUAUGAUCAAAUUAAUACAAAAUUAGAUAAAGAAAAAAAAACUAUUGUUGUAUUUUCUCAAAGAGAAAACCCUUUAAAAAACGAUUACAUAUAUAGAUUUUGUAAAAGAGAUUCUUAAUCAAGUUAAUCUAGAAGAAGCAACUACAAUGUUUAUUUUUGA
Paramecium pentaurelia is the source of this 510-nucleotide messenger RNA. The record is from the annotation of a GenBank genome assembly. NCBI's taxonomy places the organism in Eukaryota, Ciliophora, Oligohymenophorea, Peniculida, Parameciidae.